UAAGAAGUUAUUAACCUUUUAGCUUGAGUGGUUGAGCAUUUGGUCCAAUAACUAAAAAGAUCAAACUAGGAUUUGAGUAUGAGUUAACAGGAAGAUAGAAAAGAAGAGGUCAAAGAAGCUCCAAAAAUGGGAUUAUUCUCAAACAAAAUCUCCAGACAAGAAGUGAAACCUGGAGAUCACAUCUACUCAUGGCGAACUGCGUACGCCUAUGCCCACCAUGGAAUCUAUGUAGGCGAUGGGAAAGUCAUACACUUCACUCGUGGAGGUGGUCAUCGACAAACUGAAACCGGGACCUUUUUGGACAAGUUCGUCGUUAGUUCCUCGUCUCCAAAUUAUCCUCCGUGUCCUAUUUGCAAAGAUAAGCACAGCUUCAACGGUGACAAGGUCAUUACCUCUUGUCUUGAUUGCUUUCUUGCUGGAGGAAAUCUCUACCUCUUUAAGUACGAUGUAUCUUGGGUUGCCUUUCUUGCUAAACCUAGAGGCGGUACUUGCACAUUAGCACCUUCAGAUCCUCCUGAGGAUGCUCUUUUCCGUGCAAACUUCCAUUUACUGUUGGAUGGGUGGUUUGGUGAUUAUCACGUCGCCGUCAACAAUUGUGAAGAUUUUGCUAUCUACUGUAAAACUGGUUUAUUGGUGUGCCAUAAGGCUAGGUUUGGAAUCAGUGGUCAAGUCAAUACGGCUGCUUCAGUUUAUUCUGCUGCACUCGUGCUUGGUCUCAGUGGUUUGCCUGUGGCCGGAUUUGGUGCGUAUUGUUUUGUUCGCCUUACUAGUGACGUAGGUAUGACAGCAAAGCUAGGUGUUGAGGUUAUCAAGGUCCCUGUGGAGAGGCUAAUUGCCCUGUUAAAGCUAUAUGAUUCACCAAGAGAAGCCUGGUUGAGCAUUGCCGGUUCCAAGUUUAGGGGUGAAUGAUGUUGAUGCCUAGUUUGUGUUGUAGAAUGGAGAAUUUGCUUCUGUUUUUGUUGUUGAAUUCUAAUAUUCUAAGUUCCUUCAUUAGUACCAACCCGGGUUUUCCUUACUGAAGAAGGAAACACGGUUUCAAAAGUAUAAGUCAAUUACUACUAGACAACUAAAGUUAUUUUAGUGGUCGACCAAAAGAAAAGUUAUUCUAGACU
Raphanus sativus (radish) is the source of this 1112-nucleotide messenger RNA. RefSeq names its product protein LEAD-SENSITIVE 1. The record is from RefSeq and is a predicted model, not a curated record. NCBI's taxonomy places the organism in Eukaryota, Viridiplantae, Streptophyta, Magnoliopsida, Brassicales, Brassicaceae. The transcript is spliced from 2 exons. The coding region runs from base 127 to 909 and encodes 260 amino acids.